GAAUGGUGGGGUUUUGAAAGAUAUAUACUUAACUGUGUACUCACAAACUUAACUUGAAAUUCCUUAUCUUUCUUACUGAAUUUCUCUCUACUCAUCUAUCCUAUUCCUACACUUCCUGUGUUGAGAUCAUGGCGGCAGUUGUGGGUGAAGCUUUUCUCUCUGCUUUUAUUGAAGUUGUUAUAGACAAGCUUGCUUCUCCUGAGUUUGUUAACUUCAUCCGAGGGAAGAAGCUUGAUGAUAAUUUGCUCCAACGGCUGAAGAACACUCUGUAUGCUGUUGAAGCAGUGCUGAAUGAUGCUGAGCAGAAACAGAUCAAGGACUCUGCAGUGAACAAGUGGCUCGAUGACCUCAAAGAUGCUGUCUAUGUUGCUGAUGACUUUCUGGAUCAUGUUGCUACUAAAGCUGCCACUCAAAAGAAGGAGGUAAGCAACUUCUUCUCUCGCUACUUCAAUUUUCAAGACAGGGACAUGGUUAAUAAGUUGGAAGACAUAGUUGAAAGACUGGAAUCUAUUUUCAAACUCAAAGACAUUCUUGGUCUUAAAGAGGUUGCCAAGGAGAAUUAUUCAUGGAGACUCCCAUCUUCCCCUCUUGAAGACGGAUCUAAUAUCUAUGGCAGGGAUCAAGACAAAGAAGCUAUCCUCAAAUUAUUGCUAGAUGAUGAUAUGAGUGAUGGUAAAGUAGGUGUGAUCCCUAUUGUUGGUAUGGGUGGAGUGGGAAAAACAACUUUAACCCAAGUGGUCUAUAAUGAUGAAAAUUUAAAGCAGGAAUUUGAUUUGCAAGCAUGGGUUUGUGUUUCUGAUGAGUUUGAUAUUCUCAAGGUUACUAAGACUAUCACACAGGCAAUUACCAAAAGUAAUUGUGGUCUGAACGAUAUAAGUUUACUCCAUCUUGAAUUGAAAGAGAAGUUGAUGGGGAGGAAAUUCUUAAUAGUUUUGGAUGACGUUUGGUUGGAGGAUUAUGUUACUUGGAAUUUUCUUAUAAAACCUCUUCAAUUUGGGACUAAGGGAAGCAAGAUUCUCGUGACGACACGUAGCGAAAAAGUUGCUUCCCUAAUCCAAACUUCCCAAGGUUAUCGUCUAAAGCAAUUGUUGGAUGAAGAUUGUUGGUUAGUCUUUGCGAACCAUGCAUGUUUUUCAUCAGCAUCUAAUGGGAACACAACUCUUGAAAAAAUUGGCAGACAAAUUGUUAAAAAGUGUGAUGGGUCACCUUUAGCAGCGCAAUCACUUGGAGGCUUAUUGCGAGGUAAAAAUGAUAUAAAAGACUGGAAUAAUAUAUUGAACUCCAACAUUUGGGAACUUUCUGAAAAUGAGAGCAAGAUUAUUCCAGCACUGAGAAUUAGUUAUCAUUAUUUACCUCCAUUUUUGAAACGUUGCUUUGUUUAUUGUUCAUUGUAUCCUAAGGAUUAUGAAUUUGAAAAAGAUGAGUUAAUCUUGUUGUGGAUGGCGGAAGAUCUUUUACCGCCUUCAAAAAGUGGAAAGACUUUAGAAGAAGUCGGUUGUGAGUAUUUUGAUGAUUUGGUAGCGAGAUCAUUUUUUCUUCGAUGUCGCCGCGGUAGUUAUUUUAUGAUGCAUGAUCUUGUGCAUGAUUUAGCGAUCCUACUCGGUGGAGAAUUCUACUUCAGAUCCGAAGAACUUGGGAAAGAAUCUAAAAUUUGUAUGAAGACUCGUCAUUUGUCAUUAAGUGGGUUCAGUGGUAUAAUCUCUGAAAAUUUUGAUUUCUUUGGCAGAGUUAAAUACUUGAGGACACUCUUACCAAUUUAUUUCAAAUAUUCUCCAUUCAACCGUGAAAAAGCAGCAUGCGUCAUUAUGUCCAAUCUGAAGUACUUAAGAGUCCUGUCAUUUAGUAUGUUUCCGGAUGUUGAAGCAUUACCAGAUUCAAUUGGUGAGUUGAUUCAUUUGAGAUAUUUGGACCUCUCUCACACAAGCAUAAAGACAUUACCAGAGUCAUUGUGUAAUUUAUACAAUCUACAAACGUUGAAAUUGUUUUGGUGUUCAUUGCUGACUAUGUUACCUGAUGGCAUGCAAAAUCUUGUAAAUUUGCGUCAUCUUGAUAUUCGUCUUACUAAAAUAAAAGAGAUGCCCAAAGGAUUGACUGGAUUAAAAAAUUUGCAAUAUUUAAGUGACUUUAUUGUGGGCGAGCAUGAAGGGCAGAGGAUCAAAGAAUUGGGAAAGCUUUCAAAUUUACAUGGAUCACUUGCAAUUUUCAAUUUGCAGAAUGUUGCCAAUGGUUAUGAAGCGUUGGAGGCAAAGGUAGCGGAUAAGAAAAACCUCGAUGAGUUACACCUGCUUUGGUCUCUUGAGAGCAAUUUUACAGAUUCUGUAACUGAAAUGGACAUUCUUGACAAGUUACAACCUCACCAAGACCUGAAGCGUAUAUGGAUAUCUGGGUACAGGGGCACUAAAUUUCCAGAAUGGGUUGGACAUUCUUCCUACCACAACAUGACUUUGCUAUCUCUAUCUGAUUGUAUGAAUUGUUGUAUGCUUCCUUCACUUGGACAACUGCCCUCUCUCAGGGAACUAUCUAUUAUCCGAUUGAAGGGGUUGGAGACUGUUGGUGUUGAAUUUUUGAAGAGCGACGAUUCCUUUUCAGGGACACCUUUUCCCUCCCUUCAAUCUCUGUAUUUCCGUGACAUGCCAUGUUGGGAGGUGUGGCGUCCCUUUGAAUCAAAUGCCUUUCCUCAACUAAAGCAGCUCAAAAUAAUCAGCUGUCCCAGAUUAAGGGGAGAUUUGCCAAAUAACCUUCCAGCUUUGGAAUCACUUGAAAUUAGCAGAUGUGAGCAGCUUGCUUCCUCUCUUCCAAGGGCUCCUGCCAUCCGCCGUUUAGAGAUAUAUGAAAGCAAUAAAGUAUCAUUGCGGGAGAUACCCCUUUCGGUGGAAGAUCUACGAAUCGAAGGAAGCGAGGUGGUGGAGUCCAUGUUUGAGGCAAUCACCAUCACCCAACCAACUUCUCUUCAAUUUUUAGAAAUAAAGAAUUGUUCAUCUGUCAGAUCAUUCCCGGGAGAUUGUUUACCUGCAUCACUGAAGAACUUGCGUAUCCAGGAUUUCAGGAAGCUAGAAUUUCCAAAGCAGCAGCACGAGUUACUUCAGUCGCUGUAUAUAAAUAGUAGCUGUGAUUCUCUCACAUCCCUCCUGUUGGAGACCUUUCCAAAUCUCCAUUCUCUCACGAUCAAAAACCUUGAAAAUCUGGAAAGUCUUUCUCUUUCAGUACAGGACGCUGCUCUCACAGAUUUCGUCAUAGAUGGCUGCCCCAAAUUUGUAUCAUUCCCAAAUGAAGGAUUGUCUGCGCCUGCAAUGACUAAAUUCUCUGUCUCUGAUUGCAACAAGUUAAAGUCAUUACCUUAUCACAUGAGUACUCUUCUCCCAAAGUUAGAAUCUCUCGUGAUAGACAAUUGCCCAGAAGUUGAGUUAUUUCCUAGUAUGCCGCCUAGCUUGAGAUCACUUGUGAUCAAGAACUGUGAGAAAUUGAUGAGGAGUCCAUUCCUAGCUUCGGUGGACAUGCUCACGCAUCUUACCAUUGGAGGUCCAUGUGACGGUGUCAAGUCCUUCCCGGAAGUGGGUUUGGUGUUGCUGCCUCCCUCCCUUACUUCCCUGGAGUUGGUGAAAUUGACAAAUAUGGAGAUGUUGGAGUGCAAGGGGCUUCUCCAUCUCACCUCCCUGCAACAAUUAACAAUUAAGUGCUGUCCGAAGCUGGAGAAUGUGGCGGGAGAAAGGCUGCCUGCCUCUCUAAUUAAACUUGAAAUCACUGAGUGUCCUCUAUUGGAAGAACGGUGCAAAAUGAAGCACCCGGAAAUUUGGCCCAAAAUUUCCCACAUCCGAGGAAUUAAGAUUAAUGGUAGAUGGAUUCCUUGAGCUAAACUAGGAUUAUCAACAGAUAUUGAAGCGGCUAACUCCCUCGGUCAAUAUAUUUGGAAUAUCAGUACAAUCAUAUUGAUUUCUUGAGCUAAACUAGGAUUAUCAACAGGAAAUGGUUCUGCUCUAUCUAUUUGUUGUUCUGGUCCGCGCACCGUUAAACUUCCCUGUCACAAGACUUACAGCAAAUCUUUAAUUUAACAUUUGAGACAUUGGAGUGGAUAGUUCCUUUCUUGUUGAUCAUGAUGGGAAUGUCAGUCAUGUUAGUACAAUCAUAGUUGAAAGAUUAAUAGAGAAGGAGUUGGCAUCAAAAAUCAAAAUUUUAACUGAGAAGGCUGCAAUUAUUGUGUGUGUAGCCUCUUAGACUUCAGAGCUGAUAUAUGAGGUGCUCCUUCGGCUAACUUCCUUGUUGACUGUGCUUGGAGUGUCAAUCAUGCUGAAUUUCGUUUGCACAAUCAUUUUGGUGUACAUCGUUAUAUGGUCUCACUCCCACCAUUAAACUGAGCAGUCAUAGUAAAUGUGUUUUAACAUUUUGAAUAAAGAUUAUUCAAGCAGAGAUCUCAUUGUGUUAAGGAGAUAUGUGGACUUUAAAAAAAACCUGUUUAACAAACAUUGAAGUGGCUCCUUUGUUGAUUAUGCUGGGAAUAUCAAUCAUGCUUGCUUUGGUUACUACAAUCACAGUUGAAAGAUUUCUGGAGAAGGAAGUGGGUAUCAAAUGUCCAAACUUCAACCGUAAAGGCUCUGGUUAUUGUGCUUUUACUUCCAGAUUUCACUGCCUGCCCCAGAUUUGCUUGAAAGAUUGAAACAACUACUAAUCUGAAAAUCCAAUGGAAGUUAAACCAUGGCUUAUUUGACAGUCUUGUAGACAUCAGAAUGCUUUUGAUGAUCUUUACUACUUGAGGCACCAUAAUUUUGGUUCUCAAAGAAUCAAUAGCUCAAGCCAGCAGAGAAUGAGGCUACCAGAUUUCUAAAUCAGAAAACUUAAUCUUGUGAACUUUUACAGGAAGAUCAACAAGUACAUUCAAAAAAAAAAUCUUGUGAAACAAGCAAAAGUAUUGCUGAAGAUCAACAAGUACAUAAUCUUGUGAAAGGCACCCCUUCAUCUCCAACAAUUUGUUUUUGAUUCUCGAGAUUUUACCAAUUUAUGAAAAUGAAGGUGAUAUAUUAUGGAAGCUCAUGACUAUUAUUAUAUGACAAAUUAUUACAAUGCUUGUUAUUACAAUGUCUACAAUUUACAAUGAUUGUAACCAUAUAUAUGGCACCAACAUUUUAAUUUAGUGGUCAACAAUCUCAUCUGUUCCUGAGUAGUAA
Lotus japonicus is the source of this 5159-nucleotide messenger RNA. RefSeq names its product putative disease resistance RPP13-like protein 1. The transcript has 10 exons. Gene Ontology annotation, molecular function: ADP binding. The record is from RefSeq and is a predicted model, not a curated record. Bases 129 to 3848 code for a protein of 1239 amino acids. Lineage: Eukaryota; Viridiplantae; Streptophyta; Magnoliopsida; Fabales; Fabaceae. Gene Ontology annotation, biological process: defense response to other organism.